AGCCCAACCCAUCUAUGGGAUGAGAGAAAAAGAGAAACUACAAUCCAAGCACCUUUAGGAGUUACAACCCCCAGUGUCCUACUUUACAGCAGCUACAACCACAACAUCUUCCUCUGCAGAUCUCCGUACCCCGUGUUCUCCUCUACAGCAGCUUCACAUGAUGAUCCAGGAGAAGGGGAGAGUCACCAGCCUAUGGCUGCAGACUGUUGCUCUUCUGUGGAAGAAUGUUCUUCUGAAAUGGAGGAGGAAGUGGCACACCAGUUUGGAAUGGCUCCAGCACUUGGCAUUUGUUUUCCUCUUAUUCAUCUUAACCUUCGUUCUGGGGGACAAGUCGAUGGACGAGAUGGCGCCAGCCACAUACUAUGGGCUCGUGAAUGAUCUUAACAUCACACAUGAAGUCAUUUACUACAGGCAGGAAUCAGCGGCCACCCACAGGAUCAUGGAGAAAGUGAUGGAGAGCGGCAGAAUACCAGGACUCACCAUUGAGGGAUUCUCCAGUGAGACAGAAAUGCAAAAGAACUUGUCUGAAGACACAAUUAUGGUGACGUUUGAGAAUGAAUUUACAUAUUCUAUCGUCUACCAAAAAUAUAAUAUACCCACUGCUAAUGACUACCUAGUCGAUAAAGAUUUCUGCCAUGAUGACUAUCGGUGCUCUCCGCUUUUGUACUGGAGCAAUGGGUUCCUAAUGCUACAGGCCGCUAUCGAUGCCGCCAUUAUCGAGGUGAACACGAAUCACUCGGUGUGGGACAUUCUGCUCUCCACUGAGGUGGUGAAGAUGAGGUUCGGCAGUGGGAUAUUACGGUCGAUCCUGUUGAUAGGCAUCUUCAUUCUGAGCAUGUGCAUGUGUUACAUCUCCCUCUCCUACCUGCUGACACUUUACAUCGCCAAGGAAAGAAAAGAGAAGAGAGAGAUCAUGAAGAUAAUGGGGCUCCGAGACCUGGCCUUCUGGUUAUCGUGGGGAUUGCUCUACGCGGUUUAUGUCCUGAUUAUCGCAAAUCUGAUGACUCUUGUCACAACCACAUAUGUCUUUAAGAGAAGUUCCUAUGGAGUUAUCCUGCUUCUGUUCUUCCUCUAUGGGAUAUCAAUGAUCUUCUUCACUUUCAUGCUGUGUGCUCUGCUCAGGAAGCCGCGACUAGUCGCCAUCACAGGAUUCUUUAUCACCCUGGUCCUUUCCAUUCUGAGCGUCCUGCCGCUUGUGAAGAUCAUGCCCAUCUGGCUAGAAGUCAUCCUAUGUGUUUUUGCACCAUACGCCUUCUCUGUUGGGAUCACACAGAGCGUAAAUACGGAAAUGGACCUCCAGGGUGUCUUCUUCUCAGACAUUGCUGAAGACUCGUCCUUCCUCUUGAGCAGCUACAUCAGCCUCCUGCUGGACUCCGGACUCUACCUCCUUCUCACAUUGUACUUCGAGAAGAUUCUAGCAGAUAAACAUGGCUGGAGGCACGAGCCACUGUUCUUCCUGCGAUCGUCUUACUGGUCAGGAAGGAAAAAGACCCCAAUCUCAUCAUAUCGUGAAGAAAGAGAGCGGGCGGGCAUUGGGGAUUACAUAGAGGAGGUCUCAGCUGAACUACAAGGAAAAGAGGCCAUCAUGAUUAAUAAAGUUAAUAAAAUCUACAGCGGCAAAGACAAGAAGACGGAAGCUUUAAGAGGUCUGGAUCUGGAUGUGUAUGAGGGGCAGAUCACAGCUCUUCUGGGUCACAGCGGAGCUGGGAAGACAACGUUACUGAAUAUUCUGAGCGGGAUGAGCACAGCGACCAGUGGCUCAGUCUCCAUCUACAACAAUCAUCUCUCAGAUAUCCAGGACCUGGAGCAGAUACAGAGAAGAAUCGGAUUCUGUCCACAGUUUGACAUCAAAGUCGACCACCUGACAGUUCGAGAAAACCUGGAACUGUUCUCCAGGAUCAAGGGAAUUGCUGCCAGAGAUGUGGGCCCCGAGGUGAUGAAAGUUCUCUCCGACCUUCACAUGAUCUACAUCCAGGAUGUGGAGGCCAACAAACUGAGCGGCGGGCAGAGACGGAAGUUGACCCUUGCAGUCGCUUUACUGGGGAACCCUGAGGUUCUUCUACUAGAUGAGCCCACGGCCGGCUUGGACCCGUUCUCCAGACACCGUGUGUGGGCCAUACUAAAGGAGCGCAAAUCUGACCGGGUCACGCUGUUCAGCACGCAGUUCAUGGAUGAGGCCGACAUCCUCGCUGACCGCAAGGCCGUCCUCAGCAAGGGAGGCUUAAAAUGUGUGGGAUCCUCCUUGUUUCUGAAGAGGAAGUGGGGAAUUGGCUAUCACUUAAGGAUGCAGGUGUCGCCUUCUUGUAAACCUGAAGCCAUCACUUCAGUCAUAGAAGAACACAUCUCCAGCGCCAGACUCAGCACUCAGAACGUGGAGGACCUCACAUUCACCCUGCCCUUUGACCAGAUGGACUCAUUUCCAGCUCUGUUCUCUCACCUGGAUGAACGUGUGGGCGCGGACAUCAGGAGUUACGGGGUGUCCAUUACAACGCUGGACGACGUCUUUCUGAAACUGGAGGGAGAGGAGGAGAUUGAGAAAAGCGAUUAUGGUGUUUUUGCUCGAUCCGACCAAAAUGAAGAUGAAAUCACAGACUUGGCCUCCGAGAUGGAGGACUCUGUGAUGCUGAUGUCAGAUUCGGGCAGCGUUACCCUUCAUGGACUGGCGCUUUGGAGACAGCAGGUGAUUACAAUGGCGAGGAUCCGCUUCCUGAAACUAAAGCAUGACAUGAAAGGCUUCCGAUCCAUAUUGGUCCUCCUGUUCCUAUUCCUCUUACCCCUGAUAACUACAGCCAUAUUGGUGGACUCCCUGCAGACAAUUCACAGCUGGAAACUUUCUCCAGACCUUUAUUACCGAGGACCCGGACAUCGAGCGCACAAAUAUUUCUCCAGUCUCUUGGUCAAUAACAACACAGGUGCGCCCAUCGAAGAGUUUGUCAAUGGUAUAAAGGAACAAGAUGUUUUGGUGGAAGUUAUCGAUGGUCCUUACAACAUGAACACUACAGGCUACAAUGGCGCUAUCGAGCUGUCACUGCAGAAUAAGAGUUACAACUUCAUGAUCAUUGGGAAUCCCCGAGUGCAGAAUGGACUGCCUGUCCUGGUGAAUAUUAUCAGUAAUGCCUUCCUGAAGAGCUUCAGAUCCACAGAGAAGAUCCAGACCUGGACUAAGUCCUUCAGUUUAGGUGGGAAUGACCAUUUUUACACUCUUCUACUUGUAAGCCUCUCCUUAAUGAUUUUUGCAUCGGGUCUUGCCCCGCACUUUGCGAUGAGCAGUGUCCAGGACUAUAAGAUCAAGGCUCGUUCUCAGCUCCGGGUCUGCGGCCUCUUCCCGUCUGCAUACUGGUGCGGACAGGCCUUGGUGGACAUUGCUCUGUACUGGCUGCUGCUCUUCCUGAUGGUCACCAUAUUGUUUGCAUUCAACUACAGAAUAAUGUUUUCAUUUUCGAAAGUUGCGCUGCUGAUACUGGAAAUCCUCGUCUAUGGCGCUUCCAUCAUUCUUUACGUUUAUUUAAUCGCCUUCAUCUUUAGAAAAGGAAAAAUUCAUACAGAUCGAUGGUCGUUUUUAUUCAUCAUUUUAUCGAAUUUUAUCCAGCCUAUGUCAGGAUUAUUCUUAUCGGGUUAUCUUGGUCUAUACGUCAUCUUCAUGUUCUUGGUGCCUACCUCUACCUUAGGAGCCUUUUUAGUGUAUUUGGGUUUCUUGUUCUUCUUGUUUUCUGAGGAGUCUGACUCGAAAUUGUCUCUUUAUUUGUUAAUGCCAUGCAUUCACAUUCUCUUAUUUUGGGGACUUCUCUGGUUUUUGGAAUGGAAAUUUGGAACAAGAUGCCUGAAAACGGAUCCUAUAUUCAGAUUUUCUCAAAGAAAACAUAAAUUUAUAGAGAACCCAGAAGAGCUGGAGGACGCUGAUGUAGAAGUCCUUGCCGAGAGAGAAAGGGUUAAAAACCUGAAGAACACAACAAAUGUGGAAGACAAGCCGACCAUCAUAGUUGACAGUCUGCGCAAGGAAUUUAAGGACAAAUCAGGAACUUUCUCCUGUAGGAAAGGACAGAAGAAAGUGGCUGCCAGAACCGUGUCCUUCUGUGUCAAUAAGGGUGAAGUUCUGGGAUUACUGGGGCCCAAUGGAGCUGGGAAAACCACCUCCAUAUUAAUGUUGGCUGGGGAACUGAAACCUACAGCUGGGGAGGUAGUUCUGUGCAGCGGGGAAGACUCUGAUAAACCUGAUGCCAGCGCUGCCUUCAUGGGGUACUGCCCGCAGUUUAACCCACUGUGGCCCACUCUUACUGUGAAUGAACAUCUGGAGAUCUAUGCCGCCGUGAAGGGCAUGAAAAAAGCUGAUGCAGAGCAAGCCAUAAAGCGGGUGUCAGAGGCGCUGGAACUGAGACAACAUCUAAAUAAGCCGGCCAAGAAAUUGUCUGCAGGGGUAUCUAGAAAAGUUUGCUUCGCCAUCAGCAUGCUGGGUAAUCCGACCAUCGCGCUCCUGGAUGAACCUUCCACCGGUCUGGAUCCCAAAGGGCAGCAGAGACUGUGGAGAGCCAUCCGAGCAGCCUUCCGGAACAAGGAGCGAGGCGCCAUCCUGACCACUCACUACAUGGAGGAGGCAGAAGCCGUAUGUGACCGUGUCGCCAUUAUGGUGUCCGGGAAGCUUAGAUGCAUCGGCUCCAUCCAGCAGCUGAAGAGUAAGUUUGGUAAAGGUUACCUCCUGGAGAUGAAGGUGAAGGAUUCCCAGCAGGUGGAUGAGAUUCACCAGGAGAUCAUCCGCAUCUUCCCGCAGGCAGACAGACAGGACAGGUUCUCCUCACUGCUGCACUAUAAGAUCCCUAUGGAGAAUGUCCAGUCCUUAUCUAAGGCCUUCUCUCAACUGGAGGAGGCAAAACGCGCCCAUGACAUUGAGGAGUACAGCUUCUCCCAGUCCACCCUGGAGCAGGUUUUCCUUGACUUGGCCAAAGAGCAGGAGAAGGACGACUAUGACCAGGAUGCCAUGUUCAAAUGGACGCCCCUAAAGACUGAGAGCAUUUGACAAACCAUCAGGACAUGCUAAGACUUGUAGUACCAUCACAGCUGAACAGCCCCAGGGUGCAAAAGGGGACUGUGUAGCCAUAUAUGUCGGGAGAUGUAAAGGGUUAAAGGAAACCUGUCACAGUGAAGAUACAGUCCAACCUGCAGACAGCAUGUUAUAGACUUUUUGAGCUUAGAUUUCCAACUACUCUCGGUCCUAUUGAGUUCCUUGUAAAAAAAAAAAACUGUCUCUGCACGUAGUGGAAGUCUCACGUCCCCUGAAUGCCAUCUUAUACACGGGAAACAAACGCCCAGUGGUAACUUCAGGGUGACCUACCUCGCCCAACGUACGUUUCACACUCAGGCGUCUUCAGUUCUGGGUAAAGCCACCUGAGUGCGAAACACAUGCUCAGUAAGGCAUUGAGAAAACUAUUGCAGAGAAGAUCAGAAGGAUCUGAGUUUACAUUGAUUUAUAGUUUUAGUGGAAAAGAUUUAAAUCCCUGCACAUUUUGGGAUUAGGAGUCCAGUGGGUGGAAUAGGCAGGGAUUUACAUGAAUAAAUGACAUGUUCCACUAUUUCUUUAUACACACAACCAUAUAUCAAUCUGCACAGCUCCUCCAGCUCUACAAUAUGUGUCUGGCAGAUUGAACUUCAUGUUUAACAUCACAGGUACCCUGUGUAUACAUAAAGAGGAUCACUACAAUUUCAUUCAGGCAUCGGGAACACCCAAAUGGAAAUCACUCCACGAUCGCCAGGUCUAACACCCUGUGACUUUUUUCUGUGGGGCUGCAUCAAGGACUCAGGAUCUAAACAACCUGAGACAACUUAUCACUGAAACAGAGGAGUCCAUACCCUAGGAAAUACUGGAGGCAUCUGGACAGAACUGGACUACCACCUAGAUAUCUGCUGUGCCACCAAUGGAAAACAUUGAGAACAUCUGUAGUGUACACAUAAAACUUCGGUAUAUAGAGCUUCUUCUCAUGUUUAUAAAUUUGUGUCAUCUUCUCUCGGUUAUGAAUCACCAGACAAUAAUUCUGUACCAUCCUUUCAAAUCCCCCUGGAUUAUUAACUGUUACAUUGUAUCCUCUUAUCACAUUAUACAUUGUAUCUUCUCAUUACAUUGUAUCCUCUCAUCACAUUAUACAUUGUAUCUUCUCAUUACAUUGUAUCCUCUCAUCACAUUAUACAUUGUAUCUUCUCAUUAUAUUGUAUCCUCUCAUAACAUUAUACAUUGUAUCUUCUCAUUACAGUGUAUCCUCAUCACAUUAUACAUUGUAUCUUCUCAUUACAGUGUAUCCUCUCAUCACAUUAUACAUUGUAUCUUAUCAUUACAGUGUAUCCUCUCAUAACAUUAUACAUUGUAUCUUCUCAUUACAUUGUCUCCUCUCAUAACAUUAUACAUUGUAUCUUCUCAUUACAGUGUAUCCUCUCAUAACAUUAUACAUUGUAUCUUCUCAUUAUAUUGUAUCCUCUCAUAACAUUAUACAUUGUAUCUUCUCAUUACAGUGCCUCCUCUCAUAACAUUAUACAUUGUAUCUUCUCAUUACAGUGUAUCCUCAUCACAUUAUACAUUGUAUCUUCUCAUUACAUUGUCUCCUCUCAUCACAUUAUACAUUGUAUCUUCUCAUUACAUUGUAUCCUCUCAUAACAUUAUACAUUGUAUCUUCUCAUUACAUUGUCUCCUCUCAUAACAUUAUACAUUGUAUCUUCUCAUUACAUUGUAUCCUCUCAUAACAUUAUACAUUGUAUCUUCUCAUUACAUUAUACAUUGUAUCUUCUCAUUACAUUGUAUCCUCUCAUAACAUUAUACAUUGUAUCUUCUCAUUACAUUAUACAUUGUAUCUUCUCAUUACAUUGUCUCCUCUCAUCACAUUAUACAUUGUAUCUUCUCAUUACAUUGUAUCCUCUCAUAACAUUAUACAUUGUAUCUUCUCAUUACAUUGUAUCCUCUCAUAACAUUAUACAUUGUAUCCUCUCAUUACAUUAUACAUUGUAUCUUCUCAUUACAUUAUACAUUGUAUCUUCUCAUUACAUUGUCUCCUCUCAUAACAUUAUACAUUGUAUCUUCUCAUUACAGUGUAUCCUCUCAUAACAUUAUACAUUGUAUCUUCUCAUUACAUUGUCUCCUCUCAUAACAUU
Hyla sarda is the source of this 7128-nucleotide messenger RNA. Its product is annotated as ABC-type organic anion transporter ABCA8-like. Gene Ontology annotation, biological process: lipid transport; transmembrane transport. The record is from RefSeq and is a predicted model, not a curated record. The transcript has 39 exons. Gene Ontology annotation, molecular function: lipid carrier activity; ATP hydrolysis activity; ATP binding. Bases 158 to 5011 code for a protein of 1617 amino acids. Gene Ontology annotation, cellular component: membrane; intracellular membrane-bounded organelle. NCBI's taxonomy places the organism in Eukaryota, Metazoa, Chordata, Amphibia, Anura, Hylidae.